Nomia melanderi (Alkali bee) is the source of this 2603-nucleotide messenger RNA. It is a transcript of the gene verm, whose product is annotated as LDLa and CE4_CDA_like_1 domain-containing protein vermiform. Gene Ontology annotation, biological process: carbohydrate metabolic process. Gene Ontology annotation, cellular component: extracellular region. NCBI's taxonomy places the organism in Eukaryota, Metazoa, Arthropoda, Insecta, Hymenoptera, Halictidae. Gene Ontology annotation, molecular function: chitin binding; protein binding. The record is from RefSeq and is a predicted model, not a curated record.
ACGACGUGGAAAAGAUGGCAGCACCGUCCGGAAGGUGAAAGUCCUUCGGCGAAGAGGAAGGAGUGGUGGUGCACAUAUAGAGGGGCGAGAGGGCGCGGCUUGUCCAGACACUCUUUGUCCCGACGACGACGACCACGGCGACGACGACGACGACGUUCACCAUGUCGCCGAAGUUCCUGUUCCUUCUUGGAUCCCUAUUUCUAUUCGCCGGCACACAAGUGAGAGCUCAAGAUGACGAGGGCGCCGACGGAAUCGACGCGAACGCUGAAGAACUGUGUCAGGACCGGCCAGGGGAUGAAUACUUCCGGUUGAACACUGAGGGUGACUGUCGCGAUGUCGUAAGAUGCGACAAAGCCACCGAGAUCGGCGUGACCAGGUUGGCGACGGUGCGUUGCCCGACCGGGCUGGCGUUCGACAUCGAGAGGCAGACCUGCGACUGGAAGACGAACGUGAAGAACUGCGAGCAGCUCGAGAAGCCACGUAAGGUCUUGCCCAUCCUGAGGACCGACGAACCGGUCUGCCCCGAGGGGAAAUUGUCGUGCGGUAACGGCGAGUGCGUCGACAAGGAGCUCUUCUGCAACGGUAAACCGGACUGCAAGGACGAAUCCGAUGAGAAUGCCUGCACCGUGGAAACCGAUCCGAACCGCGCGCCGGACUGCGACCCGACUCAGUGUGUCCUGCCGGACUGCUACUGUUCGGCGGACGGCACGAGGAUCCCGGGCAACAUCGAGCCCAGCCAGGUGCCGCAGAUGAUCACAAUCACCUUCAACGGUGCGGUGAACGUGGACAACAUCGACCUGUACGAGGAAGUGUUCAACGGGCAACGUCAGAACCCCAACGGCUGCCAGAUCCGAGGCACCUUCUUCGUGUCGCACAAGUACACGAACUACUCGGCCGUGCAAGAUCUGCACCGCAGAGGCCACGAGAUCGCGGUGUUCUCCUUGACCCACAAAGACGACCCGCAGUACUGGACCCAGGGCACCUACGAUGACUGGCUGGCCGAGAUGGCCGGCGCCAGGCUGAUCGUCGAGAGAUUCGCCAACAUCACCGACGGCUCGAUCAUCGGGAUGAGGGCUCCUUACCUGCGAGUAGGGGGCAACAAGCAGUUCGAGAUGAUGGCCGACCAAUUCUUCGUCUACGACGCCUCCAUCACCGCCUCGCUGGGCCGCGUCCCGAUUUGGCCUUACACUCUGUACUUCAGGAUGCCGCACAAGUGCAACGGCAACGGCGGCAACUGCCCGUCCAGGUCGCACCCCGUCUGGGAGAUGGUGAUGAACGAACUCGACCGAAGAGACGACCCCACGUUCGACGAGUCGCUGCCCGGUUGCCACAUGGUCGACUCUUGCUCCAACAUCCAGACCGGCGAACAGUUCGCCAGGCUGCUCAGGCAUAACUUCAACAGGCACUUCAACAGCAACCGUGCCCCGCUUGGUCUUCACUUCCACGCGUCCUGGCUGAAGAGCAAGAAGGAGUACAGAGAGGAGCUGAUCAAGUUCAUCGAGGAGAUGCUCGCCAGGAGCGACGUGUACUUCGUUACCAUGGUUCAGGUAAUCAAGUGGAUGCAGACGCCAACCGAGCUGUCAGCCCUGCGAGACUUCCAAGACUGGAAGGAGACCUGCGACGAGAAAGGUCAACCGUACUGUUCCCUUCCCAACGCUUGCCCCUUGACCACCAGGGAGCUGCCGGGCGAAACCCUCCGCCUGUUCACCUGCAUGGAGUGCCCGAACUACUACCCAUGGCUGCUCGACCCCACCGGCGACGGGUUCACCGCGAACAAAUGAGCGGCCCGUACGAUAGAUCGGUCGGUCGUAGGUCGCGCGGACUCUAGGAAAACGCGCACGUCGGCCGCCGAGGAGGAUCUUCCAUUGGAGAGAAACGCGGGGCGAACGUUUCGCGACGCGCGAUCGUUUCUUGCCAAUGGGGUUCGGGCAUCCCUCGAAUCGAAUUCUGACGCGAAAUCGGCGGAUAUAAGAAAACAGGAUACUCAACCAAUACUCAAAUGGAUAUCGAAGAAAGGAACACACGAACACUUUGGAAAACAACUAGACGUCUUAGGAGUCAGCUAGAAUAGCUCAAUACUUUUUAGAAAAUAUUUAGUUGACAUGUUUUUCCCUCAAUCUUAGAAUCUUCUUGGACUACGAAUUCUAGGAUCUCUACAGAAUUUUGCUAACGUUUUAAUGAAGUAGAAUGUUUGAAAUACUCAGAAAAUAGGAUCAUUGAGACAGAUUGAUAAAUUAAUGAAUCACAUGGGAUUAUUAACCGAAAUUUCUGGAAUCACGAGUAGAAUGAAUUAUCAGUUUAGUCGUAAAAGAAAGGAUUGAUUGUCGCGUCAGGAUCUCCCGGCAGGUGUUCGCGAAACGUUUCGAUCGCCGGUUGCGAAUGAGAAGGACUCGCUUCUUGAGCGGAAGGGGCGAGCCCUGCGAGAGGACACUCGAACUUUGUACAUAACCACCGUAUACCUUGCCCUCCCCGAUAUCCCCUGUCCCUGCAGAAUUCCGGCGUCGUCGGUGGAUCCCGAGGAUCGAUCGUUGCCUCGAAGGAUCGAACACUCGGAGGACACCGUGACGCCGGGUCGUCCCCUGGUUACACGUUUAGCGAUUAAG